Messenger RNA from Patiria miniata (bat star), 2365 nucleotides. RefSeq names its product potassium channel subfamily K member 1-like. Gene Ontology annotation, cellular component: membrane. The record is from RefSeq and is a predicted model, not a curated record. Lineage: Eukaryota; Metazoa; Echinodermata; Asteroidea; Valvatida; Asterinidae. The transcript is spliced from 2 exons. Gene Ontology annotation, biological process: stabilization of membrane potential; potassium ion transmembrane transport. Gene Ontology annotation, molecular function: potassium ion leak channel activity. The coding region runs from base 162 to 1946 and encodes 594 amino acids.
AGUCAUUAAUAGUAAGUAUAUGAUUGCUUGACAUUGGUCAACCGUGGAGUAAACGUGAAGGCCUUAAACACUAUCACAGAGUAACUUGUAUCGAUAGAACACCGAUUGAACGCUUCUCAGAGAAAUUGGAUUACAAUUUCAUUGUGUGUUUUCCUUUCAACAUGAUGAAAGUCUGGGUCAAGUCCAUUCUUCUGGUCAUCACGCUGUCGGUGUAUAUUGCGUUGGGCUCGUUAGCGUUCGUACUCAUCGAGAGAGACUCCUCCGUCGCGGGACAGCGCGUAUUACGCGCGCAAGUGAAGCGUUUCAUAGCCAAUCACAGCGAGUGUGUGGAUGCUGAGGCCAUGAGGUCGCUGUGGCAGGAUAUUCAGACCGUCUGGUCACGAAGUGUUCUCCAUUUGCCCGUCAAAGCUGGCGGCCCAUGGAGGGACACUUGGAGAAUUCAGAACGCCUAUGUCUUCUGCUAUACCGUGGUGACUACAAUGGGUUUUGGCUGGAUCACUCCCUCGACUCUCUGGGGUCGGAUCUUUUGCGUGGUCUUCGCCAUCCCCGGAAUAGCACUCAACGGCUACAUGCUGUCUGUCAUCGGAAGCACCUGCCAAGUGGUCUGGAUCAAGUGCUUCAAUCUCUUCGUCAGGGGGACCUCAUCAGUCAAAUCACAACGAGUACGGAACAUCCUUGGUGUGUUGGUCACGUUUAUGAUCCUCUGGGUUGUCUUGAUCAUGAUCCCGGCUGCCAUCUUUGUUCCUCUGGAGAACUGGUCUCUUCUGACGGCGCAGUACUUCAACUUCGUCGCUCUGAGUACCGUCGGGUUCGGGGACAUAGCACCCUCACACGCCGCUCUACCACCCCAGUACCGCACCGAAACAGGGGAAUACCUGUACAGGGUGGGGGUUAUGCUGUACUUUUUAAUCAGCAUGGCCGUGUUCUCCACCGUGUUCACCGGUGUGUGGCGCUACCACAAGCAGCGCAUGUUCAAGGCGGUCGGCAGCGGCAGCAGCCGGCUGAUGAUGAUGAUACGGGGACAGAGCAGGCUGAGCCGGGAAGGGGUUGGACACCAUAACGAGGCUGUCGAACUCGAAGACGAGGCUGUGGAACUGGAAGACCAGGCUGGGGAAUGCGAAGACGAGGCUGUCAAAAUUGAAAGCGUGUCUGUGGAACUGGAAGACGAGGCUGUAGCAUGUGAAGUCGAGGUUGUGGAACGCAAAGACGAGGCUGUCGAACUCGAAGACGAGGCUGUGGAACUGGAAAACCAGGCUGGGGAACGCGAAGACGAGGCUGUCAAAAUUGAAGGCGUGGCUGUGGAACUGGAAGACAUGGCUGUGGAAUGUGAAGUCGAGGUUGUGGAACGCAAAGACGAGGCUGUGGAACGCAAAGACCAGGCUGGGGAACGCAAAGGUGAGGCUGUGGAACUGGACGACCAGGCUGGGGAACGUGAAGUCGAGGUUUUUGAACGCAAAGACGAGGUUGUGGAACUGGAAGACCAGGCUGUGGAACUGGAAGACGAGGCUGUGGAACGCAAAGACCAGGCUGGGGAACGCAAAGACGAGGCUGUGGAACGCAAAGACCAGGCUGGGGAACGUGAAGUCGAGGCUGUGGAACUGGAAGACCAGGCUGGGGAACGUGAAGUUGAGGUUGUGGAACGCAAAGACGAGGCUGUGGAACUGGAAGACGAGGCUGUGGAACGCAAAGACCAGGCUGGGGAACGCAAAGGUGAGGCUGUGGAACUGGACGACCAGGCUGGGGAACAUGAAGUCGAGGUUGUGGAACGCAAAGACGAGGCUGUGGAACUGGAAGACCAGGCUAAGGAACGUGAAGUCGAGGUUGUGGAACGCAAAGAUGAGGCUGUGGAACUGGAAGACCAGGCUGGGAAACGUAAAGAUGAGGCUGUGGAACACAAAGACGAGGCUGUCGAACUCGAACACGAGGCUGUGGAACUGGAAGACUAGGCUGGGGAACGCGAAGGCGAGGCUGUCGAACUAGAAGGCGAGGCUGUCGAACUGGAAGACCAGGCUGGGAACGUGAAGACGAGUCCGUGCAACUCGAAUACGCGGUUGUGCAUCUCGACGAGAUCGUGGAUGUGACGGGAAAGUAAUUUUUUCUUACAAUUACUCUGGACUUAUAUUAACACUGAUGAAUAUAUAUACAGUGUUUAAGAAACCACGUUAGUGAAGGACAAAACCCAAUACAUGUAUUGAAUCACGGCUCCUAGACACCUGGAUAAACGACUGUUCUGAGCUCUAAAACAAAAUGCACUGAGCGGACUUGUCUAGACGCGUGAUAACGGGCAUUAAUAUCCGUUGGCUAAGCGCUUGUAAUCGCGAAUUUUCCAGGUGUGCCACUGUGUUUGGUUUUCGCAUGACAUCUA